Molecule: messenger RNA, 5476 nt
Organism: Hydractinia symbiolongicarpus
Lineage: Eukaryota; Metazoa; Cnidaria; Hydrozoa; Anthoathecata; Hydractiniidae
Exons: 7
Coding region: 226-4818 (1530 amino acids)
Cellular component (GO): nucleus; precatalytic spliceosome
Molecular function (GO): double-stranded RNA binding; single-stranded RNA binding; zinc ion binding
Source: RefSeq, a predicted model, not a curated record
UAUUUAGAAAAUAUAAUCAAAUUUUUAUGUAUUAAGAAGAAGUUUGGUAAUUGGUGAGAUUGUUAUUAUGUUUUGUUAUUAUUUUAAAAUUCAGGACGUAUAUUGAAACAUCAAAACACCAUCAGAUAGUUUGCGAGUUGCCGGAAUUUGUUAAAGUUGCAAAAAUUGCUUGGUGCCAAAAUUUUACACAUGUACAAUUUUACAGCGUGUUAUUGAUUGCCAACAAUGACACGGUUUCGACAUGUUCGAGAUGGCACAGGAGCGAUGCACCAUACGGGGCGUAAUCAGAUGGGCCGUAGCCCGCCCCGGCGUCGACGCGAAUCGAACGAAGAGGCGCGAGAAAAUCACUACUGCUUGUUCUGCAAGGUGCAGUUGCCAAGCAAAAAGUUGAUAAUUGAACACAACGCCUCCGCAGUGCAUAAACAAAAGGAAGAUCUAAUCAAUAAAGCUCUCGCAGACGCGCUGCAUUUGUGUUACACGUGCGAGAGGAUGUUUCCUACGAAGAUUGAGCUUGACGCGCACUGCUUAAUGGCUAGACACCAACCUUUAUACAGGGUAGAUGGACUUGAGGAAGAACUGGGGAAAACUGAGGAAGAAGAAGAAGAGGAAAAAGUGGCAAAUAUGUCUGAAGCUGACAGUAGAAGAGCGCAGGGAAAUAAAGAACGGAGUGAUAUCGUGAUGAAGCUGAAUAAGAUGAGGGGCCAUGAAUACGAUCAACGCCAAGAAACGAAGAAAAACUUCUGCGACGUGUGUAAUGUUGAUUGCUUGAACCCUUCUAAUUACAGGAUUCACCUCGACAGCUGGAGACAUCGCGCCGAGGUCGACAAGAAAAAGGAGGAAGAGAAGAAGUUUGAGGAAGAAGCCGAGAAGAAGUUUCAGGAAUCCGAAGAAAACGAACGCAUGAAGGUUCCUUCACAUUUGAGAGAAAAAAUGGAAUACUUCUGUGAGGUAUGUAGCGUCCCGCUCUCUGGCGAGCCUGCCUAUUUGCAACACAUGAAGGGGAAAAAACAUCUGCGACAGAUUAGUCUUAUGAAGCAACCGCUGAGGUGCUACGUUUGCCGCGUUGACUAUAAAGCAGAGAAAGAUUUUAACCAACACCUACAAAGUCGCUCUCAUAUGGACAGAGCAUUUAAAGGUGACGGCAAAAACAGACUGAAAGCAGCGAAAGAGAGAAACGACGAUUGGGUCGAAAAGAAGUUGGAUAAGCGAGAUAAAAAUAGUCGCGACAAAAGAAGCGAUGAUCGAAGAGAUUCAAGAAGUGACAGACGAGAUAAUCGUGGCAGUAAGGAUUUUAAGGGAGAUAACAGAGCUUUUCGCAAAAUGGAACCUGCUUUUCCUAGUAGUGAUCGAAAAGUCGAAAUAGUUACAUCUCCUACUGACAGCAGAAUGGUGGACUUGAGAGAAAAACUACAAGGCAGUAAGAUUGUGGUGACAAAGCCAACUGCGAAGGAGAGUCCAAGACGGAGCGAAAGACCCGAUAAACCGGCGCCACAUCAAGAUCCGGAUAAGCGCGCGAAAGAAUUAGAAAUAGAAGUUACCUUUAAGAAGCUUUCCCGAGAGUACCACAAUGAUUUGAUUGGUUUAAAAGAGAGGUUGACAAGAGAAAGAGAAAACGACAUCUCAGUGUAUCAACAAUACGAAACAACAUACAACAAAUUGUGCGAAGAGGAGGAUUACGUACGCGAAAACCUACGCGUCCUUGAAGAAAACGAUCCGAGUAAAGAAGAGUACAUACGCGAUAUGAUUCGCAUACAGGGUGACAUGCGCGAGGUGCGACAGGAGUUAGAAAUACGCGAGAUGAUGAUCAUCAAACGUGAAACGUUGUUUCGCGAGAAAUUUCCAAACAGCACGGACAACACUGUCAUGCUCAAUCCUGAACAGAAAUCGCCAGCUGCUGUUGUUAUCGAUUAUCACCAUGGCAACAAAAACGUGGCCCCUGGUCAAGAUGGCUCUGAAAAGAAAAGCGAUUCUGAUCUGCGUAUUCAACUUGAGCGGGAACGGUUACUGAAACGUCUCGGGCCAGAGUUGGAUUCGGUAGAUCCUACCUUAAAAGAAAGAUUGCUGUCUGUUAUUUUAGAUAAAGAAAAGGCGACAUCUAACCAAUCUUCUGGGGGUGGCUCUUCUGAUCAAAGGCAAGUUGUAGCUAAUAGAAAACAAAAUGAAAUAAAAAUGUUAAACGAGCGCGAAAAACAGCUUGAAAAAGAACUUGCCGAACUUAAGUCAACUGGCACGAAAAAAAUUACGAAGAGUUUGGUACCGCAAUACGAUGAUUUGGAGGAGAAGAACAAAGAAAAAAAACAGAGCCGUGGACGCCGUCGUUCUGUGGAGUCUGCAAGUUCACGAAGUUCUAGCAGCAGCUCCAGCGACAGUGGAAGCAGGUCUGGUAGUAAGCGAAGUAAACGUCGUCGUCGCGGAUCGCCUUCCAAGUCGCGAAGUAGAAAGAAGCGCAAAAGAAGCACAAGUAGGGAUCGAAGAAAAAAGGGUUCCAACAGAAGAGGUCGUGACGAGGAUAGGAAGAAAAGGUCGGAUCGAAAGAAAUCUGCGCCUGAUCGGAAGAAGCCGGUAAAGAUGACGCUGAAAGCUCACGACAAGGGCGGAAGAAUUGUGGACACUACGAAUCCGCUUCCUGAUGACAGCGAGUCGGAAGGUCAAUCGGAUGACGGCGACGUGACGGAGAUUACUCCUACGACUAUACCUGUGAUUGGUUCGUCUGCUUCAAUCCCUGUGCUUGGCUCUAAUGCACCACCUGUGCGUUCUGAUGCUAUUAAUAAACCGUUCGCAAGUACUUCAAACGUAUCCACUCUGUCAUCCAUAGCACCUCAACGAAGAGAGCAGUUUUCAUUUUGGAAAAAUCCAGCUGUUGUUGCUACGCCGCUGCAGAAAGACUCGCCGAAGGAGGACGUGUGGGAUAUUGCUUUUUCUGGUGCGAAGGAGAGCGAAAAGGAAGCUGACGAGACAGCUAAUUUGUUCAGUUCUUCCACUGACAUGCAAAAUCCAUUGCCCAUAGAUAUUUUAAAUAUCCUAAAGAGUGUUGCACCAAUUAUGCAAAACAUGCAGCAAUUGUCGCAACAACCUCAAGUGCCACAACAACCAGAUCGACUACAAGCCACCUCGCAACCCAGCAGCAACACUCGUCUUCCUGGGGAACCUUCCACACCUCAACAGGGCAGCUCCGCUGGUGGUAGGGUACGAAGUAUUUUAAAGAAAAUGAAGGAAGCGCCCCCAGUUACGGUAGUAGACGAUGACGAUCCUGCUCCUACCGAACCUAAACCAACACCAAAAGGAUUUUCAAUCCCUGGUUUGGAAUCUGCGCCAACCACAACUAAUAAGACACCGUCUGUUGAUGCACGUGACAGAUCGGAUUUUGAUGGACAACGUAACUAUCCAGCGUCAGAAAAUUAUGGCGAAAAGGAGUCUUAUAGUGGGGAUGUUAUUUAUUCUGGUACAUCAGCCCGUAACAGAGAUACACAACACUUGAACAAAGCCAACUUGCAAGCACCCUUGCGAAACAGUCCCGUAGACAUGCAAUCGACUGUUCCUGAUUAUGGUGAUUUGAGAAGAGAACCAGCUCGAGGUCAUGAUAACGAUAUAAGUCGUUGGGGUGCAAGUGUUGAAUCAACAAGAAGUCGUGACGAUCGCGUUGCUUACGAUGGGAACAGACAGCAGUCGCUUGGUUUGCAGCGAGAUCGCUCACCUGUUGCUGUGCGGAGAGCGGAAGAAGCCUACAAGUCAAGAGGUUAUCCAGAUGAUAUAAAUCGGCCAAAUUUGGAGCGGGAUUAUCCUUCGCGUUUCUUACCACCCGUACGACGUGAUGACGUACCUGUGGGUAGGGAAAUUCCACCGCCUAAUGUGGAUAGAAUGUUGCCCCGUCCUAGAGAUCCGUACGCAGUCGCCGACAGCAGGGCAGGUUAUCGUUUCGAUGGCGAUCCACCUCCCAGAGUAUCAGAAUUCGAGAGACGAACCGACGACAGAGGUCCGCCACCUAUAUUGGAUGAUAGACCGCCAGUUCGAAAUCCUGGAGAAUCGGAAGACACGUACUACGAAAGGUUUGAGAGGUACUACGAAAUGAAGAGGCGUAGAGAGCAAGAAGUGCUGCGAAGAAGCAGAUUACCUGAUGAUGACUUUCGAAGGGGACCACCUCCACGUGGUGUUCCACUUCGCGACGAUCCACUGUACAGACCAGCACCAAGGUUGGAAGACAGAUAUGACGACAGACUUAGACGGCCCGAUGAUCGAGGGGCUUUACCGCCACUAGAGUACAGCGGGAGAGCUGCUGGAGGUCGUCCGGAACCAAGUAGAGAUGGAAGAUUUUUGGAAGGAGAUAGAAGACGUUUGCCUGACGACACAUAUCGUCGAAUAGAGACGGAACGCCGCCCCCUUGAAGAAGACCGUCGCAGAACCGAGUUACCUGGAAGAAUGCCAGAAGACCGCCGCCCUUACGGAAGAUAUGAGAGAGAUCCGUACGAGCGAACAUUUCUAGAAAAAGAUAAGUUUCCACCAACAGUUACAGACGAUCCAUACGUCCCAGCACAGGGCAAGCGAUCUUUUGAAGGUCCAACCACUCACCUCCCCCCUCCUGGUAAAGCUGAUGUUUCAGGAACUGGGAAUGAAUCAAACAAAGAUAGACCAGGACCAAUUAAUCGCGGAAUUCUACUUGAACGAAGUCAAGAUAUGAAAGCAAGAGAUCUAAACAACAGUUCAACGAUAAACGAACCGCCGGGUCAGAAUUUUAGAGGUCCUCCACCGCCACGGCCUAUGGACCAAUAUCCCCAGCAGAGAGGAGAUGAGAGGAUUCGCGUAAGAACGCAGUAUUACUGAGCUAGAAAGCUGUUGGAUAUUCUCUUUGAUGGUUUUUAUUUUCACUUUUUGCUGGUGCCAACGCAAAGAAAAAGAAUUGAUUGUGUUCCUGUCAUAAAUGAACGUCUAAAAGCAAGACAAGAAAAGAGAGGGAGAGUGAAACUCCAGACCAGGGCCAUUACGGGUCAAUACUUAUUGCGGGUUUUAGACGAUAUUAUAUCUCUUUUAAAUGAAGUACAACAUUUAAUGUUGAUGAACCUUGGAUGGUAUGAGUAGGUGGCAAAUCAAAAAAUAUUUAGUUGUUACGAAUUUGUGCUUCUUUCAUGAGAGACCUUGCGAAAGUCACAUCUUAACUAGAUGUAUUUGGGAUGAAACGCUUCAUUUUUUCACUUUUUUUCUGGCUUAGAAGAGAUUAUAUUUUUAUGAUUUUUAUCUGAAAGAAAUAUUAGUAGUGUUAUGGAUUCUAUAUAUACUUACUUUAUGUCAUUUUUUAAGUGCUUCAAUAUUGUUUCUGCAUAUUUCUUCAGUUCAGGUGGUUGAAGAAAUGUUGCCCUUCUUAUUUUAUCAUUCCGUCCUUCUACGUGCUUUGUUACAAAAUUUUUUUGUCUGAUUGUAUUUACGAGAUGUAUUAUGUCCUGGUUUACACGUAGUAGAGUAGUAAUAAAUAUAUGUUUUUAAA